Molecule: messenger RNA, 573 nt
Organism: Baudoinia panamericana UAMH 10762
Lineage: Eukaryota; Fungi; Ascomycota; Dothideomycetes; Mycosphaerellales; Teratosphaeriaceae
Exons: 3
Coding region: 101-412 (103 amino acids)
Source: RefSeq, a predicted model, not a curated record
CCGGACGCCAAUCUCACAGCCCACCAAUCAGCUUAAUCCGCUUCCGGUUACCACCAAUAGAGCACACACCUGAUCCUGUCUCCUGACCAUCGUCUUUUCCAUGGGUGAGCCAGCGGAGCUCGGGCAUGGCUGGACGCGAGUUCAGCGUGGCCAACAAGGCCGCGCAAAGCCGCAAUCGCAAUCGCAAACGAUAUUGGCGACGUCUCGGCAAGGCCGGCCCGCACCACGCCUAAACACGAGCGCCACCCCUCGUGGCCAUAGCAAUGACGCCCCCAAUGGCCAGGCAGCUGUGUACGUCGACCAGCUCAUAAACCGUCUCCAUUUUCGGGAGCCUAUAGUCCGGAAUUUGUCCAGUCUCCCUGUGAGGAUUACACACCCGACUCUUCAGUCUGUGAAGGAUCGAUGCGUAUGAAUGACGGCGAGAAUUAUACGCCUCCCGAGACUCCAGAGCAGCGCCAUUCACCCACGGCCGACGUCCCUUUGGGACGUUUGUCUCUAGAACACGAUGCAUCAAUGCGCACCACGCCAGGAGCGUAUCGCGGCCGGGGUAUCUUGAACGGAGCGCCGGUGGUC